Laetiporus sulphureus 93-53 is the source of this 165-nucleotide messenger RNA. RefSeq lists its product as uncharacterized. The record is from RefSeq and is a predicted model, not a curated record. The transcript has a single exon. NCBI's taxonomy places the organism in Eukaryota, Fungi, Basidiomycota, Agaricomycetes, Polyporales, Laetiporaceae. The annotation marks the transcript as partial.
AAGGUGCAGGUCCUUAAAUACUUCAUAUCAUGUGAUCGUCAUCCUAAGUACAAAAUUUGUAGUCCAAAUCUUGAACUCAUCACGAUCAUCAAGUGUGUUUGCAUGGAUGGUGGGAGCUUACUUCUGAAAUUUGUUUACAUGGAAAAGGAGUUUUAUCUGCAGUGA